Molecule: messenger RNA, 604 nt
Organism: Impatiens glandulifera
Lineage: Eukaryota; Viridiplantae; Streptophyta; Magnoliopsida; Ericales; Balsaminaceae
Product: protein CASPARIAN STRIP INTEGRITY FACTOR 1-like
Exons: 3
Coding region: 43-342 (99 amino acids)
Source: RefSeq, a predicted model, not a curated record
AGAAGAAGCCAAGCUAGCUAGCAUAUUUAUAUAGUAAGAUCGAUGAUCAGGAAGAUGGAUACUAUAAUGGUUUUAAUGAAGAAGAAGAAGAAGAACAUUGGUGUCAUCUUUCUUCUCAUGAUGUUUGCUUCUCUUAUUUCAACUGCAUUUGCAGGACGAGGUUCCAUUCUUGUAAUUCAGACUAAGCUGAUCAAUCAAGUUCAUCAGGAACAAGAGUUUCAACAUCACAAAGAAAGCAACACAAUACAUGAAAGGCUUCUAAGGGUGAAUGCCAAAGACUAUGGAAACUAUGAUCCAACACCAACCUUUUCCAAGCCUCCUUACAAACUCAUUCCCAACUAAUGAGCGAGCACCCUUUUUCGUUCAUUUCACGCCCUAUAAUCGAUCACAACUACUGUAUAAUCUCCAUCGCAAUAAUCAAGAUCAUAUAUAUACUAGCUAGCUAUAUAUAUUAUAUAUAUAUAUAUAACAUGUGUGCUUGUGAAAAAGUAUAUGUACUCAAGUCAAGCGGGAUUGUGAUGCAAACCCUCUUUAAGUGUUCAUGUUAUUAUAAUUUUGUUGGAUAAUAUUAAUUAAAAUAUGGUUUUAUUAUUGAACUUGAUUU